CUCGCCUCUAUAAAUCAAAAUGUUCACUCAUUUCUUGACUCUGUUGUUCUCUAUUGAUUUUGUUUUGUGUGUUCAGUAGUUUUGGCUUCUCUCUUUCUCUCCUCACCCUAGAUCGUAUUUUUAAAGAUUUUUACAAGCCAAUCAUCAUGACUGCCCAACUUGUUGCUGAACAAAACCUGGGAUUGAAUAUUCCAUCAGCCCUAGCAAGAGAGCCCCCGGCUCAUCUUCAACCUUCCUCCAACUCCACCAAGAGGCUGGAAGGCAAGGUGGCGAUCGUGACCGGCGGAGCCCGGGGCAUCGGAGAAGCCACCGUGCGGCUGUUUGCGAGACAGGGCGCCAAGGUGGUCAUCGGGGACGUCGACGACGUCCUCGGUGCCUCCCUGGCAGCGUCAUUGUCUCCGUCAGUGUCUUACGUCCACUGCGACGUCAGCUCGGAAGGAGACGUCGAGAACUUGAUCAGCUCCACCGUUUCGUUGUACGGAAGGCUGGACGUGAUGUUCAACAACGCGGGGGUCCUGGGAAGCCAAACGGAGCGAACGAAGAGCAUUGUGGACUUGGACGCCGACGAGUUGGACCGCAUCAUGCGGGUCAACGUCCGGGGAGUGGCGCUGGGGAUGAAGCACGCGGCGCGGGUGAUGAUCCCCCGGCAAACCGGCUGCAUCAUAUCAACCGCCAGCGUGGCGGGCGUGAUGGGUGGCAUGGGCCCACACUCGUACACGGCCUCCAAACACGCCAUCGUCGGGCUCACCCGGAACGCCGCCUGCGAGCUCGGCAGACACGGGAUCCGGGUCAACUGCAUCUCUCCGUUUGGGGUGGCCACCCGGAUGCUGGUCAACGCCUGGAGAGGGGAAUCGCACGACGACGAAGGCGCGGAUUCAGGGAUUGGGCUUCCUGGGCUUGAGGACGUGGAGAAAUUGGAGGAGAUGGUGAGGGGUAUGGCGAACUUGCAAGGGCCCACGCUGCGGGCUUCGGAUAUCGCGGAGGCGGCACUUUAUUUGGCCAGUGAUGAGUCCAGAUAUAUCAGUGGUCACAAUCUGGUGGUGGACGGCGGUGUUACGGCCUCCAGGAAUCUGAUACACUUGUAGUUUGUGUGACUUUGUAGUUAUUAGUUCUUUGAGAAUUGGGAGAAAUCAAAAUUGCGUGCUCCCGUAAAUUCGAAAAUCUGACUUACGUGUGAAAUUCUUUAGUUAAUAUGAUCACCAUCCAAUUUCAAAAUCACAAGCGUUUUUUUAGCCUUCAGCCAAAUCACGGCAUCUGGCUAAGUUUUGAGUAAUUUGGGUGAAUCGAUAUUAAUUUCGGACAGUUUCAGAAAGUCAGCUAAACAUUUGACGAAGAAACAGAAUUUUUACAAGCACAAGCAGUAAUUAAUUAAUUCAUGAAUAGUC
Messenger RNA from Oldenlandia corymbosa var. corymbosa, 1385 nucleotides. NCBI's taxonomy places the organism in Eukaryota, Viridiplantae, Streptophyta, Magnoliopsida, Gentianales, Rubiaceae. The record is from the annotation of a GenBank genome assembly.